UUCCCCCUCCCGCCACCCCCUCGCCGAAAGCGCGCUCCCGCCCCUCCCUCCUUCCCUCCCUGCCUCCGCGGGCCGCGAGCGCUGGGGCUAAUUGGCUGCCGGGCGCGCGCGCAGCGCUGCCCGGGCGGGGGCGCGCGCGCGCGGAGGCGGCGGGGGUGGGGGCGCGCGCGCGGCAGCGGCUUCACUUCUCUUCGGGCAGCGGGGGCAGGAGCGGCGGCGCGGGGAGAAGCAGCAGCAGCGGCCGCCGCUGCCGCUGAGGAGUGAGGGAAGAGGCGGCGGAAUUAAAGAGAGAAGAAGAGAAAGAAGGAAAGAGAGAACGAGAGGGAGGGCGGGAGCGCGGGAGCGCUCAUGACUCAGUGACCGGCCGCAGCCCCUCGCCAGCCCCUCGCCCGGCCGGACGCGGGGCGCCCGCCUCGGAUCGUCCCGCAGCCUGAGCCCGGCGCCGACGCAGACCGCGCUCGCCCGCAGUGCAGCAUCUGCCAUGUCUACAGAGGGGCAGAGAGUUGAUGAUAGUCCAAGCACUAGUGGAGGCAGCUCUGAUGGAGAUCAACGUGAAGGUGUUCAGCAGGAACAAGAGAGGGAGCAAGUUCAACCCAAGAAAAAAGAGGGCAAAAUAUCAAGCAAAACAGCCGCUAAGCUGUCAACUAGUGCUAAAAGAAUUCAGAAAGAACUUGCAGAAAUUACAUUAGACCCUCCUCCAAACUGUAGUGCUGGACCCAAAGGAGACAACAUUUAUGAAUGGAGGUCAACUAUACUGGGGCCUCCAGGGUCUGUAUACGAAGGCGGAGUUUUCUUCCUUGACAUUACCUUUUCACCGGACUAUCCUUUUAAACCACCUAAGGUAACGUUUCGGACAAGAAUCUAUCACUGUAAUAUUAACAGCCAAGGUGUCAUCUGCCUGGACAUUUUAAAAGACAACUGGAGUCCAGCAUUAACCAUUUCUAAAGUUCUCCUCUCCAUCUGCUCCCUUCUCACAGACUGCAACCCGGAAAUGCUGUUUCCUGCCCCUCCCAUGAAAAGAAUUUGCUGCGACGGUCCCGGAGCUGGCUGCACACCUACGGAAACCAUGGGCCGCGACAGCAUGCAAGCUCGUGACAGCAGCACCACCACCCGCCCCCAGUCUCACCUUCAGGGACAGCUGUUGGCCGGGAGAAGCUAGAGCUAUUAUACUUGCUGGACUCCCCUAACUGCCAGUGAGGCAGGGGAAUGGGCAUGCAUUACAGUGUUUAUUAGCUGUCCCUAGAAAGAGAUCUGUGUCUGCGCCAGAGCAGGAAAUCCAAAGCAGCAAGGUAUUUCUGAUGUUUUGAGGCAACCUCAGCCCAACACUAGGUAGGUCCAGCCGACAUCUUGCCUGGUAGGUGCUCCUGCUAUAAUCAUGCCUGUGGGUCUUGGAGCAGUCAUGAAGCUGCUGAGGAAUGCCACCACUGCUCCUUUCUGCACCCUCUGCAUAACUAUCACACUGAAGUCUUCUCUAAGGCCUGCAGAAGGUGCUGGGCCAGCUGUGCUGCUAACAGUGGCACCUCCAUUCCCCAUUGCCUUCAGAAGCAGUCAGGGGAAUGGACAAACUUUGCAGCUACUUUGCAAGAAAUAAAGCCAAGCAAGUCAUGAAAGAGUUGCACCGGGCAGUGGGAGGAGAGAAGAAAAAGAAAACCACUCUUAGCUCCCCGUCUGCAAGCCGUCGCUGCACAAGAAUGCAGUGCAGAGCUGGUGUGAGGAAAGAGAUUAUUGUUUCAUGUGGUUGCCAGACAACCACCGAUAAAAUACAUGAUUGCAGCUGACCUUGUGAUACCAUAUUACUACUUAUAUUUUCUUUAAAAGUACAGGAAACUCUGUCACCUAACCCUAAUGAGACUGGUGGUGGAGAAUCAAGCUCACAGCACACACGGGAGAUACAAGGGCCAAUGACUAGAGUAUUACCUUUCAGCCACAGCUCUCCUCUUGUCUUCCUUUUCUGUCCAGCAUCCUCUGGAACAUACUAUCUAUGCUGUUUCACUGUAAAAUAUGCCCCUUCAUCAUCAUCCACACAGUUUCCUAAUCCCUCAGCCUGAACCAUUGGGCUUUACUUUGCCUCCUCUCUGGAGCUACAUAUAAUAUUUGCAAAACUCUUGUUGCCACACAGACUCUAGGGAGGUGUAUGAUACAGGAACUGGCCACCUUUUUGGUGUUUCCCUAUCAGUAUGCUUCAGGCCUAAUUAACUAUCCACAUUGCAUGAGGCUCCACAGAGUUCUUGUUUUAUUCAAUAUACUAAAUUACAUCAGUCUUUAUUUCCUAGUGUGGACUUUCCAUUUUUACCACUACAUUUUUGUCUCAAGCACAGAAUUAAAAUACCCCAGAUGCUAAUGGCUGUUUAUUGGGAAUGUAGUAAGUGGGGAAACAGACUCAGAAAUAAAAUUGUGAACAUUUAUAGAUAGGAGAGGGCAAAAGAUAUUGUCAGUUAUUCCAUGAGUACUGUAUAUAUGUCUUAUAAUAAUGUGUAUAAAGUUGUAUAAAGGUG
Dromaius novaehollandiae (emu) is the source of this 2495-nucleotide messenger RNA. RefSeq names its product ubiquitin-conjugating enzyme E2 E2. Gene Ontology annotation, molecular function: ubiquitin conjugating enzyme activity; ISG15 transferase activity. The transcript has 6 exons. Lineage: Eukaryota; Metazoa; Chordata; Aves; Casuariiformes; Dromaiidae. The coding region runs from base 482 to 1159 and encodes 225 amino acids. The record is from RefSeq and is a predicted model, not a curated record. Gene Ontology annotation, biological process: protein K48-linked ubiquitination; ISG15-protein conjugation. Gene Ontology annotation, cellular component: nucleus.